AUGAUGAACAAGUCUUCCGAAGCAAAGCAGCUGUUGGACGAAUUGACAGACGUCGUUUACAAGUCAUUUGACGUGAAUCAAGUGUUUGAAUUUGUAAUGGGUUUUAUUGCACAAAAGUAUAAAACAGAACUUGAUGAUGUGACUGACAUUGCUCUUAAGCAACAUAUUAUCGAACAGCGAAUACCAUCGGCUUUGGAAGAAUGCGGGUUGAUGGAGAUUGUCCACGAUAAGCUUGCGGACGUGGGGCUGCGUGGUCGUUUGGAAGCACUGGAAAGUGAAAAAGAGGAACUCCAAAAAGGAGUGCAGAAGAUGAAGGAAAACCUGGAUGCUCUUGUUGCUGAUAUGAAAAACUUACAAUUGAAUUCUUUUGGACGAGUCGUUCGGUUGUUCGAUGAUCGCGUGAUUGAUUUGGCUAAGGAAGACGAGGACUUGCAAGUAAUUGAAUCUCCGAUUGAUGGUGCAGUGGUUUCUGCGGCUGGUUUAGCAAGCAAGGGUGGAUGGCGAACUCUACAACCUUCUGAACUACUGAUUGGGCUUUCCCUCACAGCGGCCCAACCAGUUCUUUGCCGCAAAGGACGAGAUACUUGGUUCCCUGGUCGUAUUAUAUCCUGCCCUGCUCCUGCCACAUCCAACGACCCGAACUCUACGAGAGCUGUUGGACCAAACAGUGCUAUUUACAGGGUCCUCUUGGACAGUGCUCCUGGUGCAAAGGAUGAAAUAUGCCAUUCAUCUCUGGCCUCUCUCGCCCUGGCGGUUUCAGCCGCCGAUCUGAAGCAAAAGUAUCCUGUCGGUGCUCGUGUAGUAUCAAUCUAUCGAGAUGAAAGUGGAGGUAUCGGAUACUACUCUGGCCUAAUCGCGGAGCCUCCCAGUGAACGGAAUAAUCACCGGU
Opisthorchis viverrini is the source of this 889-nucleotide messenger RNA. RefSeq lists its product as hypothetical. The transcript has 6 exons. The annotation marks the transcript as partial. Lineage: Eukaryota; Metazoa; Platyhelminthes; Trematoda; Opisthorchiida; Opisthorchiidae. The record is from RefSeq and is a predicted model, not a curated record.